CCAGAAGAUGCCACUUUGUUCUUGACGAGGACCAACAGGCAACUAUAACUUCAUCUUUUCAGUACGGAACACUGUAGAAGUGAUUCUAUUCCACAAAGAUACCAUUAAAUAUUAUCUCUUUUUUGUUUUAUUGUACUUGAGAGAUACUUCACCAUGCCUAACCCCACCUCGCUCUUGGUGACCUUGACAGCUGCCCUUGCGGCUCUGCCAGAGGCUCAAGCUGCGAUCUACACCAAGAACUCACCCGUUCUUCAGGUCAACGCUCGCAACUACGAUAAGCUCAUUGCAAAGUCCAACUACACCUCUAUUGUCGAGUUCUACGCCCCAUGGUGCGGCCACUGUCAGAACCUCAAGCCCGCCUACGAAAAGGCCGCCAAGAACCUCGAUGGUCUCGCUCAAGUCGCUGCCAUUGACUGUGAUGAGGAGUCCAACAAGCAGUUCUGCGGUGGCAUGGGUGUUCAGGGCUUCCCCACUCUCAAGAUCGUUCGUCCUGGAAAGAAGACUGGUAACCCUGUUGUUGAGGAUUACCAGGGUCAACGAACUGCAGGUGCUAUUCAAGAGGCUGUCAUGAGCAAGAUCAACAACCAUGUUACGCGUGUGAGCGACAAGGAUCUUGACUCUUUCCUCAAGGGUGAUAAACCUAAGGCUAUCCUCUUCACUUCAAAGGGAACGACUAGUGCUUUGAUCCGAAGCAUUGCCAUUGACUUCCUUGAUGUUAUUUCGGUGGCCCAGAUCCGUGAUAAGGAGACAGCUGCGGUUAAGAAGUUUGGCAUUGAGAAGUUCCCCGCUCUUGUUCUUAUCCCCGGUGAAGGCAAGGAUCCUAUUGUCUACAACGGUGAGAUGGUCAAGAAGGAUAUGGUCAAGUUUCUCUCACAGGCUGGAGAGCCUAACCCCGUUCACGCCACUGGCAACACCAAGAGCUCCAAGCCCAAGAAGGCUGAGUCCAAGAGCGCCAAGAGUGCCAAGAAGAGCAAGGCUACCGAGGCUGCAAAGGAGGAGCCCGUUGAGCCAAAGGAGUCUUCCACUGAGGCUGCCGAAGCAGUUCCCACUAUCAUUCCUAUCUCUACUAUCUCUAGUCUGGAGAAGCUCGCCGAGGAGUGUCUCGCUCCCAAGUCUCACACUUGUGUUCUUGUCUUCACUCCUGGUGAAGCUGGUGAGAAGGCAGUCGACUCACUUUCCCACCUCAACACCAAGUACGUCCACGGCGGUCGCAAGACAUUCCCCAUCAUCGCUGUUCCCAGCGACAGCGACGCCGCUUCAACUCUUCCCAAGGCCCUUGGUCUCAAGAACGAGGUCAACCUGAUCGCUAUCAAUACCCGCCGCAACUGGUGGCGCCAGUACGAAGGCGACUUUAGCCUCGCCAGCGUUGAGAACUGGAUUGAUGCUAUCCGCAUGGGCGAGGGUGCCAAGAAGAAGAUCCCCGAGGGUGUUGUUGUCGAAAAGACUGAGGCUGCCGAGAAGUCUACUCAAGCUACUGACCCCGAGCCUGAGAUCGAGACUGAUGGUCCUAAGGAAGCCAAGACUGAGGUUGAGACCGAGGCUGAGAUCGAGUCCGAGACUCCAGCCGAAGCUGAGGCCGAGGCAAAGACCCCUGAGCCCGAAGCUGAACCUGUUGCUGAGUCUGAAGCUGAGCCCAAGACCAAGGAGGAGAUCAAGCACGAGGAGCUAUAGAGGGAAUCCCUUAAAUCUUACAAUUAGUCUGUGACUAUAGCCUCGAUAGCGAAGACAUACCUGUCAUAUAGCAGAUCAAACAAAUAACUCCAAACACUUCUAUGACCCAAUGCACAUGGUAUCUAAUCAUCCAAAUCCAUCCCCAUAGCAUCGUUCUUCUCCACCGCACCCUCCUUCACCAUCUCAGCACCCUUAUCCUUAACAACCUGAUCCAAGAACUGCUUUACCUGCUUACAACCAUCCACACCGACGACCAACAUUCCCUCCAACCUGCUAACUUGCACACGACUCUCGCAUACAAGUACAGCAACCUGAUCGGUAUCACCUUGUGUCGCGACUGUCAAGAAGGGUAGUUCUUGCUCUUCUUGGUUGUUUAGAUCAAGGAGAGGAUCGGCUGUGUCGUCGCCCGCGGCGUAUGUUGAGGUCGAUCCUGCUGUGCAGGCGGCGAUGUAAUCUGUCAUUGGAAUACCAGCGUCGAUGAGGGCGAGGGUCGUUGCGUUGAGAAGAGCGGCGAGGAGGGAUCCGUCUUGCGAUAGAACGUGAAGCGAGAUUGUGAUGGAAGAGUGAGGAAACAGGUGUGUAUGUAAAUUCGAAGUAAACGCAUUCGCAAUCGUCGUUUCAAUCUCUUGUAUGCGCCUAAACAAAUUAGUUUCAAGUCUUCCACUGUACAGCAAGAAACUCAAACUCACUUGUCAUUGCGCCCUCUCUUCUUUCGAUCCACGCUCGAAAAACCCGC
This is a messenger RNA of Fusarium odoratissimum NRRL 54006, 2407 nucleotides long. Its product is annotated as protein disulfide-isomerase. Gene Ontology annotation, biological process: response to endoplasmic reticulum stress. The transcript has 2 exons. Gene Ontology annotation, molecular function: protein-disulfide reductase activity; protein disulfide isomerase activity. NCBI's taxonomy places the organism in Eukaryota, Fungi, Ascomycota, Sordariomycetes, Hypocreales, Nectriaceae. The record is from RefSeq and is a predicted model, not a curated record. Bases 154 to 1671 code for a protein of 505 amino acids. Gene Ontology annotation, cellular component: endoplasmic reticulum lumen.